Molecule: messenger RNA, 522 nt
Organism: Paramecium sonneborni
Lineage: Eukaryota; Ciliophora; Oligohymenophorea; Peniculida; Parameciidae
Source: the annotation of a GenBank genome assembly
AUGAGUGAAGAAGUCUGUUUUACAGAAAUCAAAUAAAGAAAUAGUAGUAAGCAUUUUCCAUUAAUCGAUCUAACUGAAAUAAAACCAUAAGGCAAUUUCUUAGAGAGUUUACGUAAAAUUUAUCCUUCUUAAUUAAUAGUGUAGAAAAAGUAUCAAUUAAACAAAAAAAUAUAAUAAUACACUCUAGGCAGAGUCUAUCUAGAGUCAAAUAAUUAAAAAGCUAUCUUCAGAGUAUUCCAAGAUUCUGAUCUUAAUAUAUCCUCAAUAUUUUAAAAGAAACUGAAUAAAACAUCAGUUGAUGAUGAUGUCAUGACAACAAGUUCUUAAAUUGCCAAUGCCUAUAGAUAAAAUAGAAAGGAUGUAGUUUAUAGAAUCUUUGAGGUAGAAAAACCUCAACGUCCAAAGUAAAUACCAUUAGAAGAAAUGGAACACUCCCUUUUUGGUUCUAAUUAAGAAAACAAUCCUUUUUUUACACAAUAAAUCCAUGUUGUCAAUGCUAGUAAAUAUUUUUUAUCUUAAUGA